Messenger RNA from Engraulis encrasicolus (European anchovy), 3088 nucleotides. RefSeq names its product kelch repeat and BTB (POZ) domain containing 4 (gene kbtbd4). Gene Ontology annotation, molecular function: protein binding. The record is from RefSeq and is a predicted model, not a curated record. NCBI's taxonomy places the organism in Eukaryota, Metazoa, Chordata, Actinopteri, Clupeiformes, Engraulidae. The transcript is spliced from 4 exons. Bases 411 to 1985 code for a protein of 524 amino acids.
AAUGCCGCUCAGUCAUCCACACUGUUUAUAUUCUCAUGUAUGUUGCCAACAUCACCUCUAAGACACGGGAUCCAAGGCAAUUACUCCUCUUUUUAAACUUGCAGUUGCAAUGCUUGUUAGUUAUCGCGCAAGUAUUUGUUAGAUGACUUUAAUGAGCUUCGCAGUGAGCGACCUGCAACGAAAUCUUGGCCACCAUAGCCCUUUCUGUGCUCAUUAGUUCUGUGGCGAGGUUUUUGACAUCUCGUGUCACGUAUUUGUUGAUAUUCACGACAUCGUGCGUGUUUUGAAGUGAAUUGAUGAUGCGACGUAAAUGUAUCAGACCACAUGCAUGUCUUUAAACCACAUGUGUAACCUGAUCUCACUGUGACUAUCCACUUUUGUAUCGUACAAACCUGGGAUUAUUUUCAGAUAUGGAAUGUGGCGACGAGGGAGGUCUGAGUGCUGGGGGUUCAGUAGGAGAAGAUAACUACUUUCGGGGAUAUACCUUCACCGAUCGCUCUCACUCUAGUCGAGUGGUAAAGAGCAUUAUGGACUUGUGUUUAGAAGACGGUCUCUUUGCAGAUGUCACCGUCUUGGUCGAUGGCAAGGAGUUCCAGCUCCAUCGGCUGGUUCUGUCGGCGCAGAGCAGUUUUUUUCGGUCCAUGUUCACGUCAAAUCUGCGAGAGACCCACGAUCGCAACAUCGAACUGAAAGGCGUCAGUGCACAUGUGUUUCAGCUGCUCGUGGACUACAUCUAUCAUGGGACCAUAAAGCUCCGAGUGGAGGAUCUUCAAGACACUUAUGAGAUGGCGGAUAUGUACCAGCUCACCGCUCUGUUUGAAGAGUGCUCGCGCUUUUUGUCGCGCACUGUAGAGGUCAAGAACUGUUUACAGGUUAUGUGGCUUGCUGACAGGCACAGUGAUCAGGAGCUCUACACAGCGGCCAAACAUUGUGCAAAGAUCCACUUGCUUCAGCUCUGUGAAAUGGAUGAGUUCCUAAACCUCCCCCUGCGCCUUCUCAUUGAUAUAAUCAAAGAUGGUGUACCGACCUCUCAAAAUCCGACAGCUUCCAUAGAGGCCUGGAUAAACCACAAUAAGGUGGAAAGGGAAGAAUUUGCCAGUGUUCUGCAGGACAGCCUGAAGGAGAUUGGGGAGAACGUGCACAUCUACCUGAUUGGCAAAGAGGAGACGCGCACCCAUUCGCUGGCGGUGUCGCUGCACUGCGAUGAGGAGGACGACAUGAUCAGCGUCGGCGGUCAGAACAGCCUGUGCCACCAGAUCACGGCCGCCUGCAAGCACGGCGGGGACCUGUACGUGGUGGGCGGUUCCAUCCCGCGCCGCAUGUGGAAGUGCAACAUGCACACCAUGGACUGGGAGCGCUGCGCCCCGCUGCCCCGCGACCGGUUGCACCACGCCCUGGUGUCCGUCGGCGACCAAGACUCCAUCUACUCGCUCGGCGGGAAGUCGCUGCAGGACAUCAUGUCCAACGGCGUGAUCUACUACACCGUGCGGGACAACGUGUGGACCGAGACCAGCCAGCUGGACACGGCCGUGUCUGGCGCCGCAGGGGUUAACCUCGGUGGCACCAUCUACCUGCUGGGAGGAGAGGAGAACGACAUGGACUUCUUCACCAAGCCCUCGCGCCUCAUCCAGUGUUUCGACACGCACACACAGACCUGCCACGCCAAGCCCUACAUGUUGCCCUUCGCCGGCCCCAUGCACGCCACUGCGCACAAGGACCUGAUCUUCGUGGUUGCCGAGGGCGACUCGCUGGUGUGCUACAACCCGCUGCUUGACAGCUUCACGCGACUGCGCUUCCCGGAGGUCUGGAGCUGCGUGCCGUCGCUCUGGAAGGUGGCCAGCUGCAAAGGCUGCAUCUACGUCUUCCGGGACAAGUGCAAGAAGGGCGACGCCAACACGCUCAAGUUUAAUCCCGCCACCUCGGUAGUGUCCGUCAUCAAAGGCAUUAAGAUCCUCCUCACUAACUGGCAGUUUGUGCUCGCCUAAUGCCACAAGUUAUUUCACAUAUAUUUUAGGGGUCUCUUGUGCAGAGACUGAUUAUGAUUCCAUGGGCCCCUUAGGCCUGACAACAAGAAAGCGCCCCCCCUUGACAAAACCAUUCAGGCUAUGUUAAGUCUAUGUUGUCAGGGGGUAGGGGAUUUUCCCCCAGGAAAAUGUGAAAAUACAGUUGUUCAAGUUAAUGCAACUUGAGAAAUCAAAUAUAGAUGCUAGAGCUUCAGGGCCCCCUCAUCUCUUGGGCCCCUUGGCCUGGGCCCAGUAGGCCCAUGCGGUCAGUAAUCUGUCCCUGGUCUUGUGAUCACUAACCAGCUAUUUAUUUGGCUCCUUCAGGGGACCAGGCUGCGCGCCUCAAUGUUUUGUACAUGUAUGCGCGGUAGGUGUUGAGGAGGAGGUGUAUUUGGGUCAUUGAUGGUUUUAGGAGCAGAUCUCAUGGUGAAAUAAGCACAGCUAAUGUCCAUACAAUAGUAGCAUUAGCUGUGGUCGCACCACCUGACCUCCGCUACUAAAUGGCACCUAUUUGAUGUUUAGCAGCAUGUAGUGACCAGUCACUCAUGUUCCUCAUGUUCAAUUGAUCACCCAGGACUUACUGUAGGCCUUGCAGUGGUGUUAGCACUCUUGUUGGCUGUUACCAGGUACUGUUGAGGGAACAAAGAAUGAAAACAUUGAUUGCAACAUUGGAUAGAGAUUUAACAUUAUGGACACUGACUUUUUGGUCACACUUCCCAAUGAUUCGUUCAGUGUUGGGUUCCAAAAUUCUCUCUGAAGCAUCUUUUUUAUUGAGAUCAACAGGGAUGUGGAAUUCAAGGGAUAAUGACUGUUCCUGUCUUAGUUUAUUCUUGAGUCCCUUAACAUGGCUGGGAUGUAUAUUCAUAAAUGUUAUGAUUUAAACUGAUGUAUGAACCCUGAGAGGUCUGUUUACCUUUUCUUGAAAGAGUUUUACAGUAGAAGCAAAACUAUUUUCCAACUAAACAAAACAGAUAUUUUGUCUUUUUUCCUGAAAUGUGAGCUAAUGUAAAUGUUGUACAUGUGUUUUGUCCUUAUAUUUGUAGAGAUUAUUCUAUCAAAUAAAAACAUAUUCAUUUAUAGUAGAA